AUAAAUGACUCCGGUCUACCUUCCACGGAGUCACAGAACAGAGCGGCAUCGCAGAAGCCGACAUGAAUCCUCUGAUCGCGUGUAUGGUUGUCGGUCUGGCAGGGUUUGCCCUGGCCGAGCCGCCUGUGUCCUCCGGUUAUAACUACAACAGACCAACCGGCGGUGGUGGUGGUUUCGGUGGCGGUUUCGGUGGCGGAUUUGGCGGCGGCGGCGGCGGCGGCGGUGGAUACACCCAGGUAUCACCCGGAUUCCAGACCAACGAAGGCGCCUCCGUAGAUAGCGCACUCCUUGAACAAAUCCGUCAGAUCCUUCUGAAAGAGGAGUUGCAAUCUCAAUCCACCGGCGGAUUCGGCGGCGGCGGUGGUGGUGGAGGUGGAGGUGGUGGAUAUCCUAGCUCCAGCUAUGGUGCACCAUCGUCGCAAUACGGCGCCCCGUCCCCACAAUACGGUGCGCCCAGCUACCAGACCCGCGUCGUAGGUAUCGAUCUCGAGGGCAUCAGACAAGCGAUCCAAGUAGCCCAAUUCAACCAAGUGAGCCAAGGCUCGGGCGGAGGCUAUCCCAGCGGACCCAGCUCCAGUUACGGAGCGCCCAGCAGACCACCGUCUGGUAGCUACGGUGCGCCGUUUUAAAGAAUAAUCUUGGAUUGGAUGAUGAUGAGAGAAGGAGAGAGAACAAGAGAGAGAGAGAAAGUGUGAGAAAAAGAGAACGAGAGAACGAGAGAAUGAAAGAGAGAGAGAGAAAGAGAGAAAGAGUGGAAUAUGGCACCGGCCGACGAUAACGACCACUUUCCGAGACGCAGCUGAGACACGCAAAAACGCACAGAAAUGGAGAACAUCAAACGUGAAGGAAGAAGGUCACGAUUGUCCAUGGAUCGUCGGAUCAGUUUCUUCUGAAAUGGUAUAUUCUUCAAACUCGGAAGGUCGUCGAUGCCAAGAUCAAAUUGUUGCACUAUAAAUUCACGAAGAUCAAGAUCUGAAGAUCGUCCGAUCGGUUGGAGCGCCGAGGGAAAGCUCGCCUUCGCGACAUCAGCACGAAUACAUCCCUCACGCGCAAUGUCAAGAUCCAGCCGGAAGACAAGUCGAAUGAUGAAAAAAACGCGCGCGAGAGGCGAAAGUACGAAUCUGCGGGACGGCAUCUGGUCCGUUGGGGAUUAAAAUAGUCGUCGCUUCAACGGAGUCGGGGGUCUCCCGAGACUCGCGGAAAGAUAAAUAGCAGCCGAGCGCGCGCAAGCAGUAUCCUCUCCGGGCCUUUGACUUGUCGAGGAUCCAACGGUCGUCGCUUCGACAAGUCGGGCGCCGCGGGAGUGAACGUGGCCAGUUUUUUUCGUCUUUUCCUUCGCCACCCCCCUCCAUCCACGGACGAUCGAUCGCUGAGACAAUUCUAGGCGGUCGGCGCGGUGCCGGAGUCUAUCGUACCAAAAUCACAUCAGUCGUCGCAGUCGUCUCCACACGCGGAGAACUGAGGGUCAGUGAUAUCUCAACGAGGCAGGCGUGGUCGCUGAUUGCAGACACACAUUUAUACACCCCUCCCCCGCGGCGAUCGCGGCUAUCGUACUCGUCGUCGGGGCACUCAUAGAACGAGCGGAAGGAGAAGAAGGAGGCCGACAAGCCGAAGACGUGAUCGGCGCACGAUUCAGCGCCUUGUAAAUAAAAAUCUGCCGCUGCGCGGCGUUCAUUGCGUUACUCGGUCCCCUGCUGUUCCGCUCGGGUGACUGCACAUCGGCACUCACCGAAGACCUUGGUCCAGGAUAAUGGAAUGCUGAUAAAACGCGGGAGGAAGAUUUUUCGACCGAGUUGUCCGAACAAGUUGAAAAGAUCGCGAGGACUGAUAUCCGAAGAGUAUGCGUAGUAAAGUCGAUUCCGCGUAGAAUAUCGGCCUCCACUUAUCCACGAGGUCAUACACGAGAAAAUUCACCUUGUCGGAAGAGAGCGACCCGAGUCACAGAGUGGACGCCGCCGGGCAACGUACACGUACACGAAACCACGAAUACACACUAUUUUUUUAUACAUUUUAACCCUCUACUCCUUAACCACGCAUCUUUUUGUACUUGUAUAAAGGCUUCUUUUGUAGAAAAAAGAAUAAAAAAAACGUCGCCACCGUUAAAAA
Messenger RNA from Linepithema humile (Argentine ant), 2106 nucleotides. Its product is annotated as pro-resilin. The record is from RefSeq and is a predicted model, not a curated record. Lineage: Eukaryota; Metazoa; Arthropoda; Insecta; Hymenoptera; Formicidae.